Cordyceps militaris CM01 is the source of this 2505-nucleotide messenger RNA. RefSeq names its product protein kinase. The transcript is spliced from 2 exons. Gene Ontology annotation, cellular component: cytoplasm. Gene Ontology annotation, biological process: protein phosphorylation. Gene Ontology annotation, molecular function: protein binding; ATP binding; DNA binding. The record is from RefSeq and is a predicted model, not a curated record. Lineage: Eukaryota; Fungi; Ascomycota; Sordariomycetes; Hypocreales; Cordycipitaceae. The coding region runs from base 1 to 2505 and encodes 834 amino acids.
AUGGAAGCAGACCCAGAUAUAAUCGCUCGGAUAUACGCCCAUAAGAAAUAUUCCGCGGCAAGCGUCAACGCCAUUGAGAGCAGCAAGCACUAUGUCACGCCGCCAACACAAGCCCCGCCGCCGACACCGAGACCAUGUGAUUCACGCGCCGCGUCUGUGGAACCUACGGGACCACUGGUCCAAGGUCCCAAUGAGCAUGGUUCCUUCGUUGAACUCAGAUUCAGCAAGCCACCGACGUUGUCAUUUGGUUUCACUUUUGGUCGCAGUAGUAACAGCGAUGUUCAGCUACCCAACGACGAGUCGCACAAAGGCCUAAGCAACUGCCACUUCUGCAUCACGUUUGAUGACAGCGGACGCCUCAUCGUCAGAGACCUUGGUUCUAUCGCUGGUACCAUGGUGACGUACGAUGAAGCUGCAAAAGAGCUCCGCCGGAACUUUCGUUGGAUCAUUAGCGGCAACGCAGUCCAAGAGUUUAAGAAAAUCGUUGUAACCCUGUUUGGUCCCAUCCAGUUUCGCAUCGUUCUCCCCCCCUACCACACCGACUGGCAAUCGCGCGAGUAUAUGUCCCGCAUCGACACUUGGCGCAGGGGCCAAGCAUUAACUUCAGCUUCAGUCAAAAGGCUCGAAGUGAAUAAUUCAGACACCAGGCGUCCUACAAAUGUUCCUUCACGCAAUUCGCCCGAAAACGGAUGCCUCUUUGUAGAGAAGAAAGUUGGUCAAGGGUCCUUUGGCACUGUCACCCGUUUCUGGAACGUCAGUACGGGGGAGCUGCAUGUCGUCAAGAAGCCGCGUGCCGGUCGCCCGAUAAACUGGGUUUAUUGGCGUAGGGAGAUCGAAAAUUUACAGCUCGCAUCAAGAGAGAAUCAUGCUCACAUUGUAAAAUUCCUCGGAGCAAAGACUGACCCAUAUCCUGAGAUAUCUCUCGAGUACGUUGCAGGCGGCACUCUGGGCCACUACAAGCAUAUCACCACAGUCCAGCGUUGGAUGAUUCUCCUACAAGCCCUUUCAGCACUCCAGUAUCUUCAUGAGCUUCAGCCGCCUAUCGCCCAUCGGGAUAUCAAGAGGGCAAAUAUCCUUGUUCAUGCAUAUGGCAAGAACAAUAUCCAUAUCAAGCUCACUGACUUUGGGCUCUCCAAGGGUGACGUUGAUCUGGCAACACCUUGUGGCACCAGUCAAUAUAAUGCCCCCGAGCUAUUUGCAAUCCGGUUCAACCGCUUGACUGGCAAUCAAUUUCCACAAAGUUACACCCCCAAGGCUGAUAUCUGGUCUCUUGGCGUCGUCGUGUUCGAAUAUGCCUGUGCUUUGCCAUCUUUCCAUGAACAGUACAGAUGGCAAGCCGACCAGUGGGGCAUGUUGAUAUUGAGCGGCUUUCGGAACCAUCUACAGCACCGUACCGAAUUGGAAGACUUUAUGCUUGAUCACAUGAUUGUUAUGGACCCGGACCAGCGAGCAGAAGCCGGCUUGUGUCUGAGGAUGGCAUCGCGCCUAGCACCCGCCGAAGCACUGAACACGAUUGUCCCAUCAGGGCAGCCGAUCAUUGACCCUCACCGCCAUGCCGCACCCGAAGUCGGUCAGGAGACAAUCUUGCCUGGCCGACACUCUUCGGUCGAGGCGGCGGCUCCGCUGACCGUACUGCACAACCCUCGUGCCAAUGAGAAUCACAACCCUCGUGCCAAUGAGAAUCACAACCCUCGUGCCAAUGAGAAUCACAACCCUCGUGCCAAUGAGAAUCACAACCCUCGUGCCAAUGAGAAUCACAACCUUCGUGCCAAUGAGAAUCACAACCUGCCCCCCCGCAAACGGCGUCGCAUCACACUUCUGCCGGCCGACUAUGCAACGAUCUAUGUCAACACGAAAGUGGUACAUCUCAAUAUAGAGCGCAGAUUAAUCCAUGGAACGCAACUUAUGGCUGCGUACAACAUUUCAUAUGGAAGACUCCGCGCCUUCCUCGAUCAUAAAGAUACCAACAUUCGCGACGAAACUAUCCGCAAAGGGGCCAAUCUAUCGGCACAAGGACUCUACGUCCCAUAUGAUGGCAUCCAGGCUAUCUGUGAAAGGUUUGGGAUCGACCCAGCCCCAAUACUUCAGGAAGUGCGAGCUGUUUCGCGGGUGCCGGCGGAUGUUGCGCCCAAUCACGAAGCGGCCGUGCCAUCCUUUGCACCUGCCGCGAAGUCAGCACAGGACGCGAGUGGAGAGGCUGUUGACCUGGCCGUAACGCCCAAACCGGGAACUGGACCGCCAGCCGCCCCUGCCUCUGUCUUAGGCGAGAGGAAUUCUCAACCAAAUGGGCAAGCGCGAGAUGAGGCGGCGGGAAGCUUCUUUGAAGCUGCCUUUCAGAUCGGAUCGGAUCGGGAGCCGGUUGGCCGAUCUCCUGGGGAGCUUCUUGGCAAUUUUGAACGCUCCCAAGGACCGAGCAGAACUAACAACAACUACAGGUAUGGUGUAAGCGAGGGUAUAAGCGAUGGUAGGAACACUAACUCGAAGUAUGCUUUUGAUUUUGCGUAA